UACAACUAUUUUGUCACGGAUACAGGAUAAUGGUUUCACUAUCCGAUCCCCUUUUCUCAAUAUUAAAUAACAAACAUGUUAUCGUUACAAAUACCGUGCGCGAGUAUUUAAUAGUAUCCUAUCAUAAGGACGUUAAAAACAUACCCUGUGGGUUAAAAAUUUAUGUUGUGUAGAUAUAUGAACGAAGCGGAUUUGUUAUCUACUGUAAAAGUAUUUGUUAGUUACACGAUUGAUAUUGAUAGUGUGGGAUAGUUGAGCUGGGUUAAGAAAAUGGCGACUGGAGGAGAGACAGAUACAGACAUACUUUCUGAUGAAACUUUUGAUUUACUGUGCUCGGUGUGUAAAAAGAAAAACAAAAAUACGGAAGCUGCCAAGUUUUGUGUGAAUUGUCAAGAUUAUUAUUGUUCAAUUUGUGUCAAGUUUCAUGAUGACGUUCCUGCUUUAUCCCGGCACAAGAUUCUCGACAGUAGUCAGUUCCAACCAGGGGCUGGCCAGGUGCUACAAAUGGUUCCUACAGAACUCUGUGACAGACACAGUCACAAACAUGUAGACAUGUAUUGUCAGAAACAUGAUGAUGUUGGCUGUUCUACAUGCAUCGCUGUUGAUCAUAAGCUUUGUCGAGAUACAUUCUAUAUACCAGACUAUCUGCGAAACAACAAAAACACGUCAGCAUCUAAGAUUAUAAAUCAGAAACUAGAAACCUCAGAGAAACUCUUGACAGACCAACAUGAAAAUUUCAAACGAGAGAAAAAGUACUUAUUGAAAAGUAAACACCUAUGUUUGGAGGAGAUAAAAAAAUAUAGAAAAGAUAUCAACCAAAGGCUUGAUGUGCUGGAGCAGAACUCUGUAAAAGCUGUAGAAGCAAAAUACAAACCAAAGCUGGACAAACUAGAUGAACAAAUGGCUAACAUUAGAAAACCAAGGUGAAAAUAUCAUCAGUUAAAGAUGACUUAUCAACUGCAGGUAAUAAUGAAUCACAGAUGUUUGUCAGCACAAAGAAAGGCAAAAAUGUUGCCGAUGAUGCAACCAAAUUCAUGGCUGAAAUAAAAGAGGAAAUAAAGGGAGAGGAUAUAAAAUUUGUAUCAGAACCAAAUCUAAUGUCUAUGUUAACAGAACUUAAUCAUUUGGGUCAUUUAGAGGAGAUCAAUACCAGGCAACAGUCUAAAAAUGAAUGUAAUAAUGAUAGUAAAACACAACAAAGUACACAAUAUAGCAGUAAGAAGCAAGCUGCCAGUACUACACAAAAAGCAGAAGGGAGUGCUACCAGGUUGAAGUCUUAUGAUGGAUAUAAUAAUGAUAGUCAAAAGUAUCAAAGUACUCAAAGUAGUAAAAUGCAAGCUGUUAGUGCCACACAAAAAGCAGAAGAGAGUGCUACCAGGUUGAAGUCUUAUGACGGAUAUAAUAAUGAUAGUCAAAAGUAUCAAAGUACUCAAAGUAGUAAAAUGCAAGCUGUUAGUGCUACACAAAAAGUUUCCAAUGCUUUAAUGAAUGUCAAAAACAAGAAGCAAUAUAACAUAAGAAUACCGUCAGACAAAGAGAAGUGUGAUAUUUUCAGUGUCUGUGACCUUGAUGAUGGAACAAUAAUACUAGCUGACAAUAAAAACAGUAAACUGAAACGUGUGGACAGUUCAACAUACACUGUCACUGACUACUGUGAUGUAUCUGGUAACCUAUUCCAAGUAUGUAAGAUCAGUAACCAGGAAGUUGCUGUCAGCUGUGGUAUUAUUAUGUACAUUCAGUUUGUUUCACUUGGAAGUAAAAUGGUACCAACCAAACAGAUAAAAACUGACCAUUGUUAUGGUCUAGC
Mercenaria mercenaria is the source of this 1807-nucleotide messenger RNA. Its product is annotated as transcription intermediary factor 1-alpha-like. The transcript has 2 exons. Lineage: Eukaryota; Metazoa; Mollusca; Bivalvia; Venerida; Veneridae. Gene Ontology annotation, molecular function: ubiquitin-protein transferase activity; zinc ion binding. Gene Ontology annotation, biological process: positive regulation of DNA-templated transcription. Bases 271 to 927 code for a protein of 218 amino acids. Gene Ontology annotation, cellular component: chromatin; nucleoplasm. The record is from RefSeq and is a predicted model, not a curated record.